Blepharisma stoltei is the source of this 1786-nucleotide messenger RNA. NCBI's taxonomy places the organism in Eukaryota, Ciliophora, Heterotrichea, Heterotrichida, Blepharismidae. The record is from the annotation of a GenBank genome assembly.
AUGAUUGACGAAGAAAUACUUUUUAUUUUUUCAAUGGAAGCAUUUCCAAAGGGACAAAAACCACCUAAGGCGGCUUCAAUUUCUGAUUGGAGAUUCAGCAUUGGUGCGGAAAAACCUAAGAAAAUAGCUGACAUAAACAAGUUUUAUUAUGAUUCUAGUGAAGAGGAAGACGAAAUGAGAGAACUUGAUGCGAUAGAGAUGCUAAUGAUUGAUGAAGGAAUCUUGAUGGAGCUAGGCUACGAGGAAGAAAAAGCAAAGAUGGCGCUGAAUGCAUGCGGCGGUAACUUAGAAAAAGCCUUAGUGUUUCUGAGAUUACUCGAAGAUGAUGAAUUUUGUGAUGAAGAAAUUGAUAAAAAUUGGGAAGAAGAUGGCAGUUGAAUAGAAGAACCGAGCGAAGAAAAUGAAGAACUCGAGAUGGCAGUAAAGUUGCUUGCAGGAUUGCAAGGAGAAGUCUUGGAUGACGGAGAAACAAUCCUGACCACUCACUCCGUCAGGGCAAUUGAAAUAGAAAUAAUGGCAGGAAAGACAGAAAUACCAACAAAAAACGUUAACAAAAAGGCCGACAGAUAUCCAGACAGAAACUUCAACAGAAAUUUCAGCAAAAAGCUCAAAAGCAGCCUCAACAAAAAUUCUAGCAGGAUUCUCAAAAAUGCCUAUAAAAACUCAACAGAAAUCCCAACAGCAUCCUCGACAGAUAUUCCAAUUGAAAUCCAACAGAGACACCAGCACAAGCCCCAAGAAAGAUUCAAAAGGGCAACCUAAAAAACACCUGCAGAAAUCCCAAAGGGAUCCUUUUAGAAGAUCUCAGCAGAAAACUCAAAAGAAAUCGCAAAAGAAAUUCAAACAAGAAGUUCAAUAGAAUUUCAAACAGAAACCAACAGAAAUGCCAACCAAAUUCUCAAACAAAUUUUUCGGCAGCAAUUUUGACAGAAGAUGGAAGAAGUAAGAUGAUGUGGAAGGCAAGAAAGAAGAAAAUAAAAAAUGAGGCCAUAAUAGAGCGAAAGAAAAAAACACUGGAGAAACAAAAGGCAGCAUGAAGCAGCAGCAAGUGAAGGUGGAUUGAAGCAGGUAAAAUUGAAGGAGAUUCUGAGGAUGAACUGAUGGAGGCACUGAUGGAGGCACUGAAGAAGAAGCUAAUGGAGAAAUUGAGAGAGGAGAGUGAAAGGAAAAAAGAAGGAUGGACAAUGACUAAUUGGAUUAGACAAGAUCCUUAAGGAUCGUGAGGCUGCAGUAGCAGCUAGAUAAUAUAAAGAUAAAGAUUGACGAAGAAAUGCUAUUAAGCGCACUCGAAAACGAGUUGCCAGAAAGCUUAAAAAGCACAGGUUUUACAACGAGCUUUUGUGAUCUAAGUCGAUAUUCUUUCAGCAGCCCGAGGCUCCUGAGAGACUAUAUGAUCGCUGAAUUCAAAAUUGAAAGUGAAAUAGUACCCUUUCUGAAUACAGAAUUGGGCCUAGACCCAAAUACACCUAUCACUCUCUACACAGAAAAUAUCAAAGAUACUCUCAAAUCAGUGAAUUCCUGUCCAAUAUGUUAUAAAAUAUUUAAAUGCCGAAAAGGCCUUAACCAACAUAUGGGCAAAAAGCACUCAAAUAGUAUCAAAAAUUCAAUGUGCGAUGUCUGUGGUAAGCUUUUUUCUCAUAAAUACGCUUUAAAAUUCCACUAUCAACAAGUUCAUGAAACUUUAAAAAGAGUCAACUGCGAGGAGUGCAGUUACGUGGCUUAUAACAAAUAUAAGCUAAAAAAGCAUAUGAAAAAUCACAUAGCUAAAAAGCCCUCAAACAUGUAG